AUGUCCCAACAGUACGCGCUGCAGGAGGCGAAGGGAGACGCGGUUUGCUUCGUACCUGGCUCUCCUCUCUUCUCUGUGCUGAUGGAGCCGGCGUCCUUCUGCUACCCCCGGCUCACCUUCCUGCGCUCUCCCUAUGGCCAGUUUGGGGCCAGUGCUGGCUCUUCCCAGGAUUUGGCCCCGUGGCCGCAGCGUUUGGUGCAGCAGAGGUGGAGCAGGCCGGUGGAUGAGUCUCCACCAGCAGCGAUGUCAAGGAAUGGAUACUUCUUUGAAGAGAGUGGGUACCUCAAGUGCGACACGGACGAUGCGAAGGAGGAGGCGGUGAACGAGGAGCUCUUCGACGGCGUCAACUCCACCAUCGUGUCCGCGGACAGCAUCCGCUUCUUCGUCAACGUCAACCUCGAGGGCGCUCCCAGCGCCACCGCUGAAAGUGAAGGUGCUGGCUGCGUGUUACUGCACACAUCAAGGAAGUACCUGAAAUUAAAGAAUUUUGAGGAGGAAGUGAGAGCCCAGAGAGACCUGGAUGGUUUCUUGGCCAGAGCCAGCAUCAUCCUGGAUGAAACAGCCACGUCCUUGGACGAUGUUCUCCGGGAGAUGCUGAAACACUUCGCCGAGGAUCCUGAGAACAUGGAGCCCAGCUGCAACUUCGAAAAAAUCAUGAACACUUUAUUCACUGAUUCAGGGACCCCACGGGAAGGGAACGGCACCCUUGAUGGUUCAGACUCACCAGGAAUGAAUGCACAAUCAUAUCCAGCGCACCUCAAAUUUCACCUUUUAUCAGACACAAUUCAAGGGGUCACAGCCACAGUCACGGGGGUGCAGUAUCAGCAGUCCUGGCUCUGUAUCAUUUGCACUAUAAAGUCCCUUCAGCGACGUCACGUUUGCAUCAGCCGCCUGGAGAGGCCUCAGAACUGGGGGGAGAACUCCUGUGAAGUCAGAUUUGUCAUACUGGUCCUGGCUCCUCCCAAAAUGAAAAGCACCAAAACGGCCACAGAAGUGGGCAGGACCUUUGCCACGAUGUUUUCAGACAUAACCUUCCGGCAGAAGCUUCUGGAAACCAAAACUGAGGAGGAGUUCAAGGAGGCCUUGGUGCAUCAACGCCACUUGCUGACAGUGGCCAAUCAGAGACCCUCAGGAAGGAAAGAUGGGCACACGUCACAUGGUAGCAAACAACUCAAGCUGCACGACUUUCUCAGUAUUGGCAAGGGGAUUUCUGAUGACAUUGCACGAAGAUUCCCAGUGUACGCGCUGGACUUCACCGAUGGUAUUAUUGGGAACAACAAAGCUAUAGGGAAAUUCAUCACAACCAUGAUCUUUCUGUACUUUGCCUGCCUCCUCCCAGCCAUUGCUUUUGGGUCCCUCAAUGAUGAAAAUACCCGAGGAGCUAUUGAUGUGCGGAAGACGAUUGUCGGGCAGUGCAUUGGGGGGCUGCUCUACGCCCUCUUCUCAGGGCAGCCCCUGGUGGUGCUGCUGACCACAGCUCCCUUGGCCCUCUACAUCAAUGUCAUCCAAGGAAUCUGUGAUGACUACAACUUGGAUUUCAGUGCUUUCUAUGCCUGGAUUGGACUCUGGAACAGCUUUUUCCUUGUGAUCUACUCCCUCUUUAAUGUCAGCCUCCUGAUGAAGCUCUUUAAAAGGUCAACAGAAGAAAUAAUUGCACUUUUUAUAUCCAUCACAUUUGUGCUUGAUGCCAUCAAAGGCAUUGUUAAAGUUUUUAAGCAAUAUUACCACAAUGACCACACAGGACAUGGAAAACCAGGGGCUGAUGCUAUCCCAGGCCUUGGCAUCAACACCAGCUUAUUGAUGAACUCCUCAGUGAACGAGAACCAGACUUGCACUCACGAUGGGCACUACGGGCGCGAGACCGCCGUCCUCAGCCUCAUGCUGAUGUUGGGAACCCUCUGGCUCGGCCACACCCUCUAUCAGUUCAAGAAAAGCCCAUAUUUGCACGCGAGGGUACGUGAAAUUCUGUCCGACUGUGCCUUACCCAUUUCAGUCUUGACCUUCUCUGUUGUGGGUUCCUUUAUCUUCAAUGAAAUUGAAAUGUCCAAAUUUAACUACAAUGCCUCUGAAAGCUUGUUUGUGCUGGCCCCUGUGCAGUCCCUGUCCAUUGGGUCGGUGAUGAGUGCCAUGGGACUGGGAUUUCUCCUCUCCAUGCUCUUCUUCAUUGAGCAGAACAUCGUCGCGUCCCUCACCAACGCCCCAGAGAACAGGUUGGUGAAGGGCACAGCCUAUCACUGGGACCUGCUGCUGGUGGCACUGAUCAACACGGGGCUCUCGGUUUUCGGCCUGCCCUGGAUCCACGCGGCCUUCCCGCAUUCCCCCAUGCACGUCCGGGCCCUGGCCUACGUGGAGGAGAGGGUGGAGAGUGGACACAUCUAUGAGACGAUUGUGAGUGUGAAGGAGACUCGUCUGACAAGUCUGGUGGCCAAUUUCCUGGUGGGGCUGUCGCUGCUGCUGCUCCCGUUCCCGCUGCAGUGGAUCCCAAAGCCGGUGCUCUUCGGCCUCUUCCUCUACAUCGCGCUCACCUCCAUCGACGGCAACCAGCUCUUUGAGAGGGUGGCUCUGCUGCUCAAGGAACAGACUGCUUAUCCUCCGACCCAUUACAUCCGCAGAGUUCCCCAGAGGAAGAUCCACUACUUCACAGGCCUGCAGGUCCUGCAGCUCCUCAUCCUCUGUGGCUUUGGAAUGUCACCCAUGCCUUACAUGAAGAUGAUCUUCCCCCUCAUCAUGAUAGGGAUGGUCCCCAUCAGGUACAACCUGCUCCCCAGGAUCAUCGAGGCCAAGUACCUGGAUGCCAUGGAUGCAGAGUACUGAGGGUGCCCAGCCUGCAGAGCAGCAGAGACAGCCCUGGGGGCCAGCCAAGGCCUGGGACCAUCCCUGCAGCUUCCUUUCACCACUUUCUUCGUGCUCUGACCUUGGCAAUGCACUCCUGUCACAGCUCCACGGGGCCUGUGCCAGACCAGGGGAGCCUUGGGCUGAGAGGACACUGCUCUCUGGAGCUGUGAGGCCAAGGAGCUUUAUGGAAAAUGCUUAUUUCCACACCCCCAAGCACACCAACCCCAAAGAUCAGCCUGGCUGCGUGGCUGGAGCAUCCAGAGUUGGCCUGUGUUCCCUUGUUUGAGGGUGGGGGAGGAUUUUUUAAUGCACCACAUCCUUUCCUUCCCCAACACUAAGAACAGCCCCUUGUUUUAUAGAAUGACAGCCCUGGCCUGGCCUUUGAAAUUCCGAUUCCCUGUGCACCCAGUGUUCCCAAAUUGGUGUUCUGGGUGGGAUGGCCUCGUGCUAAACCACUGAUGGCAGCAGAGAUGGUGACUGUUUUGUCACAUUCAUGGGUUUGGAAACAGUUGCAAUGUGUACUGCUACAACCCACAGUUUUGGAUGAAUUUUUAAUCCCAGCAAAUGAGCUGGGAACCAUUCAGAGGCUGGGCUGAAAUGGCCCUGUGGAUGAAACCCCUGCUGGGUUUGAGCUGUUUGGGCAUUAGUUUGGAUCUUUCUCCCAUUUCUCCUGGGUAAUCAAACACAGAAUUGUAGGGUUUUGCACAACUGCAGCAUUUUUUGCUUGCACCCAGAGGGCAGUUGUGUGGAGGUUGCAUAUACAUAUGUACAGUAGUGCCUAUGUGUACAUAUAUACAUAUGGAGUUGUGUAUAUAUUUUGCAUAGAUAUACAAAUAGGCCUGGUUCUUUCCAAAUUCACAAGUGUUUUGUGCAGUCAGUGUUACCCACCAUGUCCUGACCAUAUACUUGUUCUCUCUGCUUCAGUGCUGCUUCUUCUCAUUUUGAGAGAUGGUCACUUUUAUUCCUUUGGAAGCUGCUCAGUUAUUGGUUCUGUUCAUGUGUUGCUUUCUUCAAGGUGUUUUCUUUGCUUUCUCCUUCCUGUGGCU
Molecule: messenger RNA, 3881 nt
Organism: Camarhynchus parvulus
Lineage: Eukaryota; Metazoa; Chordata; Aves; Passeriformes; Thraupidae
Gene: SLC4A11
Product: solute carrier family 4 member 11
Exons: 21
Coding region: 1-2814 (937 amino acids)
Biological process (GO): transmembrane transport; monoatomic anion transport; monoatomic ion homeostasis
Cellular component (GO): basolateral plasma membrane; plasma membrane
Molecular function (GO): solute:inorganic anion antiporter activity
Source: RefSeq, a predicted model, not a curated record